This is a messenger RNA of Biomphalaria glabrata, 2631 nucleotides long. RefSeq names its product epithelial membrane protein 1-like. The transcript is spliced from 4 exons. The coding region runs from base 77 to 640 and encodes 187 amino acids. The record is from RefSeq and is a predicted model, not a curated record. Lineage: Eukaryota; Metazoa; Mollusca; Gastropoda; Planorbidae.
UAUAUAUAUAUAUAUAUAUAUAUGUGUUAAAUUUUGCCAUUCAUAAAUUUUAGUUCUUCUUUCUCCCAUUACAAAAAUGCCGAAUCCAGCCGGAGUCAAUGUAUUACACUGUGUUGGUGCUGCGUUUAUUACAGUGGGUCUGGUAUUACACAUUGUAGGAUUAGCUACGCCUAGCUGGACUGUUAGCAAUAUAAAGAAUUUUUCUUUGGGUCUAUGGAAAUUCUGUCCUGACAUAUGUAUAGACAUCCCGGAUUAUAUCUGGGUUUCAAUGAAACACCUCGGAAUUUCGGAUGCAUUCAAAUCAGCAAGGGCUUUUGCGAUUCUCGGAAUGUUCAGUGGAUUGUGUGCAAUGGGACUGACCUACAUUUACUUAAUUAAACUACUGAAACAAAACGUGAAUUCAAAUCUUUUAAAGAAAAUCGUCUUGUGUACAAGCAUUUUGUCCAUUGUCUUCAUUGUCAUCUGUAUAAGUUGUUUUGUAGCGGGAUUCCAAGAGAAGUUAGAAGGAUAUUUUAAUCAGGACUUGAAAGCUGGUUACUCUAUUUUCCUCAGUGGUUUCGGAUGUGCUGCCAUUACUCUUGGUGGCAUUCUGUUUUAUGUCUCGGGACGUACCAGUGGUGAGACCUAUGCUAGAAUAUAAAAACACUGUUUGGGCAGAAAUGUUUAGGAUAAACUAAACUUUGUCAAAGAACCUAAUUUUAAAUUCACUUUUGAUUACUAUAUAAAGAGGAGUUAUGCUAUACCCUUAAAACUGGUAUAAUGUUAAAUUAAGAUAUACUUUUGACACCUAUGUAAAACGAUUAAAGCUACGCUCAUAGCAAUACAAUAAACACGAACUAAGCUCUCCGUUAGACACUAUUUCAAUGCGUGGCGGUUGAUUGUCGUAUCACAUCUCCUUUUAUUACCGCUAGUUACUUAGGUUGUUAGUUAGAUUGUUAGCCGUCCAUUAGUUUUUUAGAAUAAAGUUAUAAGUCAAAGAUUAUAUGUUAUAUAAUUCCUUUAUAUUGAUGCUGAUUAUAAGCUUAAAAGUACACACAAAUUAUUGUACCUUACAACAAGCAUUCCUUGUAAACCAGAUACACCAGAAGGACAUUUAUUGUUUGUCAGCCAUGAUUGAAAACUCCUAUACCUCAUGUUGUCCGUAAUUCAGUGCGCACCAAGCAACCUUUAAUACAGUGUUUCAUUAACUAUUUUUGUAACGGAACACUUCCUAUUUUCUGAGAACUGAGCGGAACUGUUUCCUUGUUUGUUUGUUUUUUAAGUUGAGUUAUUUCCCUUUAAUUUAAAUUAAAAGUAGUACAAAUUAAACCGUAAUCUAAAUUUAUAUUUAUUUUUAUUAUUUACCAUUAGAAAACUAUAAUAAAAAAUGAAGGUUUCUUGACUUUGAUGGUAUUGUAUUCCAGUAGAUAAUAACGUCUUUGUGUUUGCUGAUAAUAAACUCAAUUCUACGAAUUGGUGGGACCUUAAGCCGCCUCUUUCUUGAUUUAUAAUUGACUUUGGAGCAAAAUAAAAUCACAAAUAGGUUAUAGGAAACAAGAGUCAAAUAACAUCAGCUUUUUUUUCUAGAAAUUAUUUAAUAAUAUAUAUUUGUAUCAUUGUUUGAAAUUAGAGUUAGUAUGUAGAUCAGUUCCACGUUCCUUAUGAUGUUCUUUAACGAGAAGGUCUUAUAAACUAAUUGUUUCUUUCCCAUAAACUUAGAAUUUAUUCAUAUGUAGACGGUGGACAAUGGACCUACAAGUUUAUUGUUCCAAUACUUCAUGGUACACCUAUUAAACACAGUUUGGGAAACACUGCUUAAAAAAAAAAGGUGCAAGUGUUUUUAUUACAUUAAUUUCGUUUAUAAGGAAAUAAGAAACAGAUAGUUUGUUUGUUCUUCAAACUUGUAUAUCACUUUAAGUCUUAAUUUUACUACAUUUUGUAUGAUCUCAUAGCAUCAUUGGCUAACCUUAAUCUUAAUCCUUUCCAGUAUUUCAUUUGUUUUUUGUUUUUGAUGGCAAUGUAAUACUUUGUAAAUAAAAAUAUUUUAUUUUUCAACCAACGAGUUUAAGUAAAUAUUAUCAAGCGUGCUGUAUAUUAGAAAAUAAUUCUCGUAUUCUUUGUUGUCUUGAAUUCCAGGACUACUUUUUCAUUAUCGUUAGAUGAAAGCUUCAGUAACAAUUAGGUUCUUAAUUAGCGAAAUUUAUUAUGCAGUAUAAAAGUACCAUUUUCAGACCUUGCAAUCUAUAGGGCAAGUAUCAACCUCAAGAUUAAUUAAGGAGCAGAGUUCCAUGACUAGUCUGUCAUUAUCCUUAGAUAAAAGCUUCACUAACAAUUAGGCUCUUAAUAAGCAGUCGCUAUAAAAGUACCCCUUUCAGACCUUGCGAUAAUACAAACAGUAAAUGUCGUCUGUUUCGGUGGCCCACGGUUAAUGAGGGUGUCAAUUGGCCAGAUCAACGACAAAUUACUUUCUCAAACUGAUGUCAGAAAUUCAUUAGAGGUGGGUGGACUCAGAGACGCCCUAAACACUGUGCGAAGAGAACAUUUUAAAAUUCUGAUGGUAGUUCGCGAGCACAGGAGAGUAAAAAUGACUGUCGUUUUCAUAGACACUGUAAGAAAAUUCCGGUUUGUAAUGAUUAAAAGGCACAAUUUUUA